CAGUUUUUGACUUCGCAAGAUUAUUCAUUAAUGUGGAAUAUAAGCCACUCGUCAGGGUCAUUGAUUAAUCAAGGUAGCUCUGUAUCUGCACAACUUACGUCAAAGGGAGAUCAAAUUUCAUAUUUGCGGACCAAAAUAUUUUCGUCUUAUAAAACAGAAAGUUUCAAUUCUCAACUUAAACAAUCAUUUAGUAGCAUUACAAAACCAACACCCAGAACUGUUACACCAGUUCAAAUUUCUGAUUUGCAGACUAAAAUACCUUCGUCUUAUAAAACUGAAAGUUUCACUUCGCAACUUAAACAAUCAUUUAGUAGCAUUACAAAACCAACACCCAGAACUGUUACAUCCGUUCAAAUUUCAGAUUUGCAGACUAAAAUACCUUCGUCUUAUAAAACUGAAAGUUUCAAUUCGCAACUGAAACAAUCAUUUAGUAGCAUUACAAAACAAACACCCAGAACUGUUACAACAGUUCAAAUUUCAGAUUUGCAGACUAAAAUACCUUCGUCUUAUAAAACUGAAAGUUUCAAUUCGCAACUGAAGCAAUCAUUUCGUAGCAUUACAAAACAAAUACCCAGAACUGUUACAACAGUUCAAAUUUCGGAUUUGCAGACUAAAAUACCUUCGUCUUAUAAAACUGAAAGAUUCAAUUCGCAACUGAAGCAAUCAUUUAGUAGCAUUACAAAACAAACACCCAGAACUGUUACAACAGUUCAAAUUUCAGAUUUGCAGACUAAAAUACCUUCGUCUUAUAAAACUGAAAGAUUCAAUUCGCAACUGAAGCAAUCAUCUAGUAGCAUUACAAAACAAACACCCAGAAUUGUUACAACAGUACAAAUUUCAGAUUUGCCUACUAAAAUACCUCGAUCUUGUGGAAAUAAAUGUUCAAAUUUUAAAAUAAGAAAGUUUUCAAGUGGCAAUAUUAAGACCAUGCCUAGCAUGGAUAAACUGAGUUCAAUAUCAAUGACAUAUUUUUCAUAUGAUGAAAUAAACAGUCAGACCUCACUACAAAGCUCUCAAAAUGACGACUUCUUUUACUCGUUAGUUGAAAAACGAUUGUCAACAAUGUCUUUGACACAUUCCUCGGGUAGGACAUCGUCUAAUGACCAAAAUAUCCAGCAAUCUGGUUCCAUGUUGUUUCUAUUGAGCAAAAGCAGUCCAUAUAUUGUAGUUCCCGCACCAUACUCAAAAGGAAUUGGAAACAUUAAACCAAGAGUCACUUCAUUGUUACCAAGCAUCGUAUCGUCUAUUUCAAAAGACAGAGAAAAUGUACCAAAUUCGAAUACGAAAGAGGACGAUGACAGCAAACUUCUUAUGAUUUUUAUUCCAAUCAUCAUCGUCUUAUUAAUCCUGAUCGUUGUCGCUUUAUUUAAGUCGAUGAAGCAUAAACGUCAAGUUAAAAGCAUACACAUAAUGAGCAAUAAAAGGUACGGAUUAAAGUCAAAAAAUGUCAGCAUCAGUCCUCCGAUAAGUUUGGCAAAUAACGAAUCAGAAGUAAGAGCCGCUCGCUCAAUGUUGAGGAUAAGUGGUGUCGGUAAUUUCGAGACAAUAAAUGAAGGCGACGAACCCGCAAAGCCUGAAGAGUCUGACAAGUCUGAGGUUUUUGACCUUUGAUCCAAAGAAGUUUGAAGAUCAUGUUUUUUUUAAUUUUAGAAAAUAUAUCAGUUUGUAUUUAUAUUAAGUUAUAAAUCUAUCUUAUGUAUACAUCUAUCUUAUAUAUCGUUAUAUAUAAAAAACCAAAAAUGAUGUAUAUAUUUUGGCAUCUCAAUCAUAUGUUUCCUGUUUGAUCCUAUCAUCAAAAGAUUAACGAAUCAUUUGAAGUCGAUCCAUCGGUUUAAUAAAAAUACGAUACUGUAAGUGACCUUCAGUGUUAAUGAAUACAUACAUUUGUCAUAGUGUGAGAUGUAUAAUUCAGUAAGUAUAAGAUAUGACUUGAGUGAGGUAAUGCUCAAUAAAUAAUUAUUUACAAGA
Xenia sp. Carnegie-2017 is the source of this 1968-nucleotide messenger RNA. RefSeq names its product filamentous growth regulator 23-like. NCBI's taxonomy places the organism in Eukaryota, Metazoa, Cnidaria, Anthozoa, Malacalcyonacea, Xeniidae. The record is from RefSeq and is a predicted model, not a curated record. The transcript is spliced from 5 exons. Bases 31 to 1611 code for a protein of 526 amino acids.